AUGAAUGAACAGCAAAGGGUACCCUGGAACGCAAAGCCCUCGCGCCUGGCAGAGCGAUCGCCCCAAGUUCUUUGCAAGCCAGCUAUUUGGAAGCUGCCUGUAGAGCUGCUCAGCUGCAUCAUCAUUCUCCUUCUGAUUGACGUACCGCCGAACGGCAUCACCAAGCGCAAUGUCGACCUGAUGGCACUGCUUCUAACAUCGAAGAGGCUCUACGACGCCACUUUACUCACCCUCUAUCGACACGUCACCAUCCCGCAUUCCAAGAUCUUCAAGAAGUUCCUCUUUCAGAUCGCCCAAUAUCCGCCACUUGGCUUGCUAGUACGGCGCUUCGACUUCAGCCAUUUCAAUCCGAUCAUCUCGUUCGAUACGGCCAGUGAGAGGUUCCAGGCCCGCAACCUCACGCCUACCACCCUGCUUCGAGCCCUGGAGCUCACUCCGUGCCUUCAUGAGUUCCUCGCCCAGGAGCACAUCGACGACGAGUUGGACUCCCAGGUGCUCCGAAAGCUAUUCUUCGGCCUUGAUCAGAUACAGGCCCUGGACUUCUGCGGUUGUUCAUCCUCUUCCUUCCAGCAGUCCUUCACCUCCGCCGUUACCACAGCCGACUGGACGAAGCCUCAUAGACUCAAGAGACUUUCUCUGCACAACUGUACAACACUUCCUCCAACGAUCUUCGAGGCGCUCCUGCCAGGCCUCACUCAGCUUACGCACCUCGACGUGGCUGGAACGCGCAUCACGGAUGCAGCGCUGGCAUCCCUCGCCAACUCAGCGCAGAUCACCAACCUCAACCUAGCAAAGUGUAACAAGCUCUCCGCCGAAGCCAUCACAAACUUCAUAGCGACUCAUAUUGCCGUGAAAGAUUCUUUGGUCUGGCUCUCGCUCGCUGCGGAUGCCCGGACCCACGAAACGUUCAACGUUGACGCCUUGGCACGGCUUAUACCGAGGCUGCCCAAAACGCUGAAAUCGCUGAACCUCAGAGGAAGUAACAUGGACGAGUCGCACAUUGCGCUCCUAUGCCCUUUGACAAAACAGCUGGAGGAGUUGGCCCUGGGGCGCGGCCUGAACGCCGGCGACAUGAACGGGCUCUUCCUGCCCGACGAGAUCCGACAGACAGUUGCGGAGAACGACCAAACAAGGGCGGAAUUGGACGAUUGGGUGCCUCAAAACCUGCGCUAUCUUGACCUGUCAGACAUGUGGCGUGGUGACCUGGUCCUGCACGAACUUUAUAACACGUCCGGAUGCGCCCUCUUGACGGCGCAAACGGCGCCGUUGGAGGUGAUUGAGCUCCCUGAGGACGCGGCGCGUCGACUAUCGAGAGACAACACACCGCUGAAGAGGUCUGGUUGGCGCGUCAGCGAGCUCGGCGACCGGACGUGGAUUGUGCGCGAGGGCCCCAAGUCCGGAGCCGGGGCCCAGGCCGGGGGCGCUGGCUGGAAGGUAGGGCCUCUGAUGUGGGGAACCCGCAAAGUAUCCGUGGCCAAGGCUGAGGCUGGCAGCAUGUAUGGGAGUUACAUGGAUGUGAAGCUGCCAGAAAGGCAAGCCAGCUUAGGCUCAUAUUUCCGCAAUCUCAGCGUUUGGAUGUUGGGGUGCGCAAGCAGCGUCACAGAGGGCCCGGCUGUGACUACAUUUUCCUUAAACAAGUUCUUCGUUAGCCGGGUGACCAGCUCUGAUGGGAAGCGGGAAGAGCCAAGGACCGCGGCCCCUAAUGCGGAUGCCACACCGCUGUACCUGUCCGGGUCGAUCGGCUCGCUCUUCAAGGUCCGGCUCACAGCGCAUGGAUAUACGCUUGUCGCCAAAGGAGUCGACAUGGAUGAUCUCUCACGCCUGCAGCAUGAGGAAAGAAUAUACAAGCAGAUCCAAAGUGUGCAGGAGAAGCAUGGUCCCGCUUGCCUUGGCCUAGUCGACCUAGUAUUACCGUACUACUAUGACUGCGGUGAAUUCAGGCACUUCCUCUUUCUCAGCUGGUCUGGGCGGUCUAUGUCUAGGUGCACCGACGAGAUCGACCCGAAGUUCGCCAUCAAAGCGGUGGCCAAUGCCUUCGCUGAAUUGCAUCAUCUACGCAUCCUUCAUGGCGAUGCAGAGCCACGAAAUGUAUUAUAUGAUAUGGUCAAUCAGUCCUUCAUGGUGACAGACUUCGCGAGGUCAGAGUAUCGGGAGCGCCAACCACUCGGCUCGGUCAGUCCCAACGGCUGCGACCGGAAGAGAAAGCGCGAAGGAUUGAAGAAGAAAAAGAACGACCUCUUUGCGAAAGAGAUGCGCUGCGUUGUAGCAAGCGUCGCACGGUGUUUACACAGCGUGCAGGGGCACAGCCGCCGGCCGGGUAUGUAG
Messenger RNA from Diaporthe amygdali, 2325 nucleotides. RefSeq lists its product as uncharacterized. Lineage: Eukaryota; Fungi; Ascomycota; Sordariomycetes; Diaporthales; Diaporthaceae. Gene Ontology annotation, biological process: protein phosphorylation. Gene Ontology annotation, molecular function: protein kinase activity; ATP binding. The coding region runs from base 1 to 2325 and encodes 774 amino acids. The record is from RefSeq and is a predicted model, not a curated record. The transcript has 3 exons.